AUGCCCUCCCAACAGACCACAGACCCCUCUCCCGCCCGGGGCAGCCCAACCCUGAGGGAGAUGGAGCCCAAGGACCAGCAGCUCAUGGUGGCGCUUCGGAUCCGCCCACUCAACAGUACAGAACUGGAGGAAGGAGCCACUGUCAUCGCCCACAAAGUGGGGGACCAGGUGGUUGUGCUCACGGACCCAGGAGAAGUCCCGGAGGACCCUCUGCGAGCACACCGGUCCCGGGAGCGGACCUUCAUAUUUGAUAUCGUGUUCGACCAGCAAGCAUCUCAGGAAACUGUCUACUGUGCCACCAUCCAGCAUUUAGUGGGAGGCGUCAUCUCUGGAUACAAUGCGACGGUUUUUGCCUAUGGCCCCUCAGGUGCUGGGAAGACUCACACCAUGCUGGGCAUGGAUGCAGAGCCAGGCAUCUACCUGCAGACCCUCACUGACCUCUUCCAAGCCAUCGAGGAGACCCAGGACAACAUGGAAUAUAGUGUGUCUAUGUCUUACCUGGAGAUUUAUAAUGAAGUGAUCCGUGACCUCCUGAAUCCAUCCUCUGGGUUUCUGGAGUUGAGAGAAGAUUCUAGAGGCAGCAUCCAGAUUGCAGGCAUCACAGAAGUAUCUACCUCAAAUGCACAGGAGAUCAUGCAACUGCUCAGCAAAGGUAACCGGCAGCGCACCCAGGAGCCCACAGCUACCAACAAGACGUCAUCCCGUUCCCACGCGGUGCUGCAGGUUACCGUGCACCAGAGAAGGCGAGGCGGAGACCUGGCUGAGGAGGUGCGCCUCGGCAGGCUCUUCAUGGUGGACCUGGCAGGCUCGGAGCGCGCGGCCCAGACUCAGAACCAGGGCAAGCGGAUGAAGGAGGGUGCGCACAUCAACCGCUCGCUGCUGGCCCUGGGCAACUGCAUCAACGCGCUCAGCGAGAAGGGCGGAAGCAGAACCCAAUACGUGAACUUCCGUGACAGCAAGCUCACACGCCUGCUGAAGGAUGCCCUGGGAGGCAACAGCCGCACAGUGAUGAUCGCCCACAUCAGCCCGGCCAGCACCAGCUUCGAGGAGUCGAGAACCACACUGCUCUAUGCCUACAGGGCAAAGAACAUCAAGACCAGGGUCAAGCGCAACCUGCUGAACGUCUCCUAUCGCAUCGCGCAAUACACUGAUGUCAUCUCCGACCUGCGCAGGGAAAUCGAGCACCUCAAGUCCAAGAUCGAGAAGCAGGAUAAGAAGAAAAGUGACCCCAGUGUUCUGGAUGUCCAAGUCACAGUCCCCCACGACACAGAGGAGGACAGUCGCCUACAGAUGAACAAGAUCCGGGCACAGCUGAUCGGGGCUUUCAAGGAGCAGAUGGCAAUGCGGCGCAGCCUGGUGGAGCUGGAGAAUACCAGCAUUGAGCUGCACAUAGACAUGUCGCGCCACCUGCUGACCAUUGCAGACUGGGAGCGGGAGAAGACCCACCACCACUCGGAUGUGGACAGCGGUGGCCAGGACAAGGAGCCCGUGGAUGCCGAUGGAGAGGAAGCUGAGGCUUCCGAGCCCCCGGAGGUGGCUCUGGCCAGAGAAGAGGUGAACUUACUCUUGGCUGAACAGCAGAAAACAGCAGCCCUCAAGGCUGGGCUAGAGCAGCGACUGGCCCAUGCCAAGCAGAAGGCCUCACAGAUGGAGAAGCUGCUACCCAGGCAGGUGACCAGUGAGGACCAGCGGGAGGUCCUGCAGCUGCUGUGCAGGGCUCACGAGCUGGAGGUGGAGAACACGGAGCUUCAGGCUGACAACCUAUGCCGCAAGAACCUGCUGUGCCAGAAGGACUUCGUGAUCCAGCGCUAUCACCAGCACCGGCUGCUGUGUGAACAGGUCAUCCAGGGGCAGCGACAGCUGAUGCAGGCCAGUGGCAUCUCAGCCCCGGAGCCUCUGGAGCAGCAGUACCGACUCUACUCCCGGGAGCUGGGCGAAGGCACUUUGGACCACCUGCUGCUGCAGCUCUCGGUCAUGUCCAGCUCUCUCCAAGAUGGCCCCAUUAUGAAUGUGUCACCCCCAGCGACUGAGGAGACCAGUGGAGAGCCUCUGGGUGACAGGAGGGAGCUCCCGUGGGGUGCCACAUUUGAGCUGCCUCAGAUGCUCCUAGAGAGAGAGAGUGAUGGGAACAAGUCCUCAAAAAGCACUCCCUUGCGAAGGCUUGGAAAGCAAGACUCUCUUCUCCCUCCUCCAGCCCUCCGCAUCUUGCUGACACCCCCCAUGCUUGAGAAGCCGAAUGUCCUAGGCGCCAAGAGCCUAAUGUCCAGGCUGCAGCCCACGGAGCUGAGGACCCCACAGCCAGUCGGGGAGAUGAGCAGCCCACCUCUGAGUGCCCAGGCCCUCAAGGAGAUGGCCCUGGGUACGAAGAGCAUCACUCUCAUAGCAGCCAGCCGGCGCUGCAAGGUGUACGACAGGGAGGGCGGCUGCCUGGACUCCAGGGACCCUAGCCCUGCAGACUGGAGGUGGCCCCAUGCCAGCCCCAGCAGGGACCGCUCUCUGGAUAGGAAGGCAGGGAGGAAGCGGUCACCCUCGUUCACCUGGAGCCUGCAACAAACGCUGGAGAAACAUCAGCCCUCUGUGGACCAUCCGUCCGAGAGCCAGCUGUCCCCGGCACACCUCCAGCCACCAAAGCCGGCAGGGAAGAGCUUUUUCCCUGCUGUCCCUGUGGCCUCCAAGAUGAAACCCAGUCCCAGUUUUCACACGGAUGAAAGCAUUCUCCAAGUGCCUGAGGUCAGUUUCACCUUCCCCAGCGCCAUGUGGCAAAGCGGUGCGGCCCCAAGCCGGCCUCCCCUCCUGCCGCGUGACAUCCGAGGGUCUACAGACAGCAGAGGCCGGCGUCAAAGCCCACUGCCCCCCAACAAUCCCUCCAAACUCCAGGGUGGCAGUGCCAAGAGGCCAAGGCGUCCUAAGUAGACGGCAACAGGAGACAGCCACUGGGAAGGCCAAGAGUCCAGCGGGCAGCGACACCCAACGAGAGAUGGAGAAGUUGAGCAGGACUCGGGGGUCACCUCACAUGGCUAAGGACCUGUCCGAGACCCCGAGUUGACUUCGGGCCUUCCUGGCUGAUCACAGUUGCUGAGGAUGCUCCUGGGGCCACUCCACAUCCCUGGAUGCCGAUGAUUGACAGCCCCUGGCUCACUCCCAGACUGUAGGGGUCCCAGAGGGAGGUCUGAGCAGCCACAGAAAGGGUGGGAGAAUGUGUCCCCACUAAUCUCUGACAGGCUGCAAGUGGCCAUCUGGGGAAUCCAGCAUGGAGAGGCAAGAUUGCUGUUCUCCUGAUACCCAUCUGUCCCUACACGCUCCCACAAGCUUCCCAAAGCCGGAGCCAUGCUCAUGAGGGAGCUGCUGAUGAGAGACGACAGGUACCAGGCAGAGUGUGCUUGGCUUUCACUGGGACCUGCAUGGGAGGACUUAAGGGCUUAGGAAUCCGGGCUUACUUGCUUAUUCAUUCGUUUGUUUAUUUGACAGAGGGUCUCAUGUAGCUCAGGCUGGCCUUGAAAUUGCAAUGGAGCUGAGGAUGACCUUAAACCUUGAUCCUACUGCCUUCCUGCCUUAACCUCUGAGAUUAUAGGCAUGGGCCACCAUGCCUGUUAUGUGGUGCUGGGGAUGGAGCCCAGGACCUGGGUCCUGCUAGCCCAGCACCCUAACACCUGCCUCUCUCCCCAGGCCUUCUGUCUGCUCCCCCUUUGUCCUGUUUUCUCAAGACAGGGUUUCUCUGUGUAGCCCUGGCUGUCCUGAAACUCACUCUGUAGACCAGGCAGGCCUCGAACGCAGAGAGAUUAGCCUGCCUCUGCCUCUUGAGUGCUGGGAUUAAAGGCG
This is a messenger RNA of Apodemus sylvaticus (European woodmouse), 3819 nucleotides long. Its product is annotated as kinesin-like protein KIF19. The transcript has 20 exons. Gene Ontology annotation, molecular function: microtubule motor activity; microtubule binding; ATP binding. Gene Ontology annotation, biological process: microtubule-based movement. The record is from RefSeq and is a predicted model, not a curated record. Lineage: Eukaryota; Metazoa; Chordata; Mammalia; Rodentia; Muridae. Bases 1 to 2913 code for a protein of 970 amino acids.